GAAUAGACCGGUCAAGGUGUAAUGUUGAAUAAGAGAAUGUGUUUGUUUUUCUCUUGUCAGGGAGCUUGAAAAGAAGAGGCUGUCAAGAUGCCUAAAGCUGGUGGCGCUUCGGGUGCUCCCAAGAAGGGUCUGACGCUCGAUGACCUCAUCGCGGCCAUUGACCGGCAUGAAAGGAACCUGAGCAAUAUUCCUAAGGUCGACAAGUUCCAUUUUUGUGGAGAGAGAGUCUCAGAAUGGCUGGAGCGGGUGGAACAAGCUUUGGUCGGGCGGCCGGACGUUGUAAAGUUUCAACGCAUCCUUCAGUAUGUCCUCCACAGCUACCAUCAAGAGGUGAAAGCAUUUUCGCUUAGCCUAUCGGACGUCGGAAAGGCCAUGGACUUGGUGGCCUCACAUGAGAUGGCGGAUCCGGAUGCCAUCCAGGCCUUGAGGGAGCAAGUUCUGGAAUGCCCCGAGGCUGGGAGAUUGGAGCUGGUCUAUCGUCUUCCGGACGGAACGAGGAAUCCCGCGUCCGCGCAGGCGAAAUCUGUGAGCCGGCCUUUUUUAGGGGACGACUCAAGCAGGGUUCCCAAAGGCUGGAAUGAAGGGGAGUUGAUUAUAGGGGAGCCCGACUUCCUAUUGCCUCAGGAACGGACAUUGAUGGUGGAGUUGAUGAAAAUGAGGCAUCGCGCCUAUGCGUUUACUGACGAGGGGCGUGACAGGCUGGAUGUGGACAAAAUACAUAUGAUCCGCAUCCACACUGUGCCACACGGGCCUUGGAACAUGAGAGGGAUGCGAUAUCCUAAUCCUGACGAGGAGAAGAAGGUGGUGGAUUACCUCGACGGCAAGAUACGUACGCACGUCGCCGAUUAUUCGAGUGAACCGUAUGCGUCCCCGUGGUUCUGCUUCAUCAAACCUAACGGGACGCUGCGGUGGGUGCAAGAUUUGCAGAGGCUGAAUGCGGUAACCGUGCGGGGUGCUGGUGGACUGCCAAAUGCGGAUGCUCUGUCAGAAUCCUAUGCUGGAAGACCUAUAAUCUCACUUAUAGACCUUUACUCAGGAUAUGAUCAGUUUCCAGUCUACCUGCCGGAUAGGCCGGUGACGGCUAUGCACACGCCACGAGGAUUAAUCCACAUGAAUGUGGCCCCACAAGGGUGGACCAACGCGGUAGCAAUGGUCCAACGGGCCAUGAUUCGUGUUAUGCAGUCAGUCAGCCCUCAUAUCACACAACCAUACAUCGAUGAUUCGGCAGUGAAGGGGCCGGCAGUGAAGGAGAGCGACGAAGUCUCGCCAGGGGUAAGGCGCUUUGUUUGGAAGCAUAUCCAGGAAGGGGAGGCGGUGGAGAAUACGCCCCCCGUUUAUGGAUUUCUGGACCAGGAAGAAGAUGUCCGUCUCCAUAUCAACAAGUGGUCGCCGCGGGUGCCUAGCUGUGUGGGCUAUCCUAUUUGGCAAGCGCCGAGUGGAUACGAGAGGAGGGCAGAGCUAGUCCUCAAACCCUUUGAAGAAGAAGAUCCUUGGGGAGGUAAGGAUAUUCAGUGGAUGAUGGAGUUGGCGUUGGCCAGUAAGCAUAGUCUUGUGGAAGACAUAAGGACGAUCCAGGAAGGACCAGGCCAAGUAGAACGGCAUGAGGAUCUGAUGGGAGGAAUGUAUCUCCUCGUCAACACGCUAUUGCAGGAAAGCCUCGACCAGUCAAGCUCGUUGAACCCGAUAGGGAAUGUGGACGAAGUGCCCGAGAGCCAGGACGACGAGUUCGAGGAGGGGGAAAUUAAGGAUGUCUUUCGCGCAGAAGAGUAUGAUGAAAUUUACCUAGAGCUGGGGCUUCUCUUGUCUUGCGAGAUGCGGCUAAGGGAUACAAGCGAUAGGGCUCAGAGGAUGUUGCAGCGCUACUUAGUGCGAGACGAUCACCUUUUCGUAAGAAGAGAAGUGGGAAAUCCCAAGAGAGUCGUCUGCGGUAGGAACUGCCAGAUUGACGUCGUAGCAGCACUUCAUGAUGGCAUUGCAGGAGGGCAUCGAGGGGUACAAGCCACGUCUGACUUUACGAAGACAGCCAUGCCAAGAGGAGGGAAGGGGACACGGCCGCCUCAAAGGCCGUUGGGAGCAUCAGGAGGAUAUGAGCGGCAUGGGCUUCGCUAUCGAGAGAGUACUCCGGUGUACGAUGAUGGGGACAUCGAGCUAUUCCUGGACAACUUUUGGGAUCAUGCGAGGCCGUCGCCUCGGGGUGAGGAGCGUGGAAGGCAGGCAGAGGAGGUGCCACGAGAGGAGGUGCCACGAGAGGAGGUGCCGCAGGAGGAGGUCCAGGACACUCAGCGAGAGAGAGGGUUGGACGAUGAGGGGAGACGUGCAGGGAAGGAAGUGAUAGAGGUUGGAGAAGACACGCCCCCUCAGACGCGAGCGGUGGGUUUGAGACUCGGGGAUGCACCGGGGAACACUCGCCAGGUAGGGGAGGGGUUGCAGAGAGAGGAGGCCCCAUUACCUUCAUCAGAAAAGGCUUCUUCACUAGAAGAGAGAGCAGAAAGGAGGAGAGAGAGGGAAGCUGUAAGGAGAGAAGCCUUGACCCUGAUUGACAGACACCUAGCAGCUCAUGCCCUGGAGCACCCAGACCUGGAAGAGCCAACACCUGCAGAGCCGCGCAAGGAGCCGUGCCAGCCCGAGAAGGAGAUGGAGGCAGAGAUCCCGAAGAGGGUUGACCUCCGCACGAGGGAAACGGCGCCAACUGGAGAGACAAUUGAGGAAAAGAGGGCGAGAAGAACCAGGAGGAUAGACGAGAUAUGGCAAGAGAGGCAGAGGUUGGAGGCAGCGGGGGAGCUUCCGGAGCAGCAGCAGAAAAGGCAGAGAUCGAAGGCAGCAGGAGCACUCUCAGCUAUCAUCGAGAGCCUAAGACAACGAUCUCAGGGAGAGGUGGACAAGCCAGAGAGCAGCCGACAGGGAGAGCAGAGCCAACCAGGACAUGGUUUGCCAGGACAACCAUCUGCAGCAGAGACUAGCCAGGAGCCACCUAUAGGGAGAGUCAUCCUAGAAGCAGAGAAGACGAGAGCUCAGAGGGAGGGGAGAGCUAAGAGGGAGGCAGAGAGAGAGGCCUUCGAGUUCAGAGCCCCUACUGAGCUCGCAACGCUACCUAUAGCAGCGGCGGGCCCAGUCAUACCUUUGGCAGAUGAGGAGGGAUUACCACCAUCCAGCAGUGAGCCGGCUCAGGGCUCGGCAGCGGGAUCUAUGGAUGUGCUCAUCGAGGCGGUGCACUCGAUGCAGGAGGAGGUGAGUUUGUUUUCACCCGAGCGGAGGAUAGAGGAGCCUCUUAAAAGGGAGAUGAGGAUUGAGGCUGAGGGUGUCAUCGAGGGCGGGCUCCAGAGGUUGGGCACGCCUGAGUAUGGGCCAGAGGGGAUUGAGGACCGACCUGGACCGAGUACCUAAGAGUUGGAGACACGAGAGGAGCCCUUGGAUAUGCCUCAGAGCCAUGAGUUGAGCAGGGAGGCAAGCGAAGCACCAUCGU
Messenger RNA from Chara braunii, 3463 nucleotides. Lineage: Eukaryota; Viridiplantae; Streptophyta; Charophyceae; Charales; Characeae. The record is from the annotation of a GenBank genome assembly.